Molecule: messenger RNA, 1102 nt
Organism: Etheostoma spectabile (orangethroat darter)
Lineage: Eukaryota; Metazoa; Chordata; Actinopteri; Perciformes; Percidae
Exons: 2
Coding region: 187-975 (262 amino acids)
Source: RefSeq, a predicted model, not a curated record
GACACUUCCCCCAUCCUGACGUCAGCUGGAUGUGUGAUUUUUCUUUCCCAUCCCAGCCUCAAACUGACGCAUUUACAUAUCAGCUCUUCAGAAGCAACUUGAGGCUCAGGUAUGUGUACCUAAGCACCCACACGUCCACACAAGAACACCAAUCAAUAUGCUGCCUGAGACUCUCCUCCUGCAGUGAUGUCUGCCUUCAGCCCUCCCACCCCUCUCGUUUGUGUGCUGCUGUGUGUGUCGGUGGCUCUGCAUCGCUCUGACCUGCGUCUGGCUUAUGUGACCCACAACAGCUUUUUCUACUACUCAUGCAGCCAGGACCCGCAACCAUGCAGCGUCUCAUCACUUACAGACUGCAGAUGCAAGGACAUCCAGCUUUCCAUGCUGCACCGGCCCCAGUCGCACUCGUCUCCCGUUUUCCGCAUGAGGCGUUUAACUGUUUGGUUCACGUCGCCAUUAAACACAGCACGUCUCCUCAACAACUCGGAGGUGAGGCACCUCACCCUGAUCCAUUGUUGCCCUGGAGGAUCUAGAGAAACACCUUCUUCCCUGGAGGGACAUUUUGCUGUGCAGCACCUGGAGAGGCUGACGGUGGUGAACUGUCCAGACGCAAACAGAGCCAAGAGCACAGACUCCAACAAUGGCCCAGGCAGGGAUGGUGGUGCUCACCUUGACACAAAUACAUUAAACAGGGAUGAAGACACAAACCUGGACCUGAUUGUGGACAUGGAGAGAGAUUCCUUGGCUUUGUCCUCACCCCAGAUCCAAGACAUCUUCCUGGGGAGGGAGCUGGGAGCAGCGUUUCAUGAACAGGCCAGACUGGCAAUCAUCCACAGCUCCGUGCUGGAGUGGGGAGCAGUAGUCAAAGCCUACACAGUUCAAACACACAUAGGCGAUGACGGCAUGCUGCCUUUCCCUGACCUCCACCUGCCAAAAUUACCAGAGACAUCUGUCAUAUAUGUCAGCUUUGUAUACUGAUACCAGGUUACUUUUGAGCCGUGAAGGAGAGAACAACGGGAAGAAGAUGAUCCGGUGUUUGGCUCCUGUAAACAAUCACUUUCUUGCUCACCAGAGAUAAAUGCGUUUAGGAAUCUGGGGUCUUUCU